CAAUCCUUUUUUUCCCCAUCUUCCCCAGUUGUUUUGACUGUCCUCACCCAUACCCACACUCCUCGAAUUCAACUAGGACAAGAUGCGCUACUGGACUUGAGCUUUGCCUACAUGCCUCCCACCUCCAAGGCCACAUCUCUGGCCCCAGGUCCCCCUCCCUUUGGGCUGGAGUGGCGACGCCAGUACCUGGAGUCCCCCAAAGUGUCCUUGAUGCCAGCACCCCUUGUAUGGGCUGCCCCUGGGGAGGCACCCCCAGAGUUGCUGUGCCUGGUGUCCCACUUCUACCCCUCUGAGGGCUUGGAGGUGGAGUGGGAGCUCUGGGGUGGCCCUGAGGGCAGCUUUCAGAAGGCCGAGGGGCAGAGGUGGCUCUCCUCCUUGCGUCACCACUCUGAUGGCUCUGUCAGCAUCUCAGGGCACCUGCAGCCACUCCCUGUCACCGCCAAGCAUCAUGGGAUGCGCUACGCCUGUCGUGUCCACCACCCCAGCCUGCCCGCCUCAGGGCGCAGCGCCAAAGUCACCCUAGAGCUGGCAGGUCUUUCUGGACCCUCUCUGGAGGAUGGUGUUAGCAUCUUCCUGUCUGCCUUUUUCCUCCUUGGGUUCAUCAAGAUGUUGGGCUGGGUCGUUGCCUACCAGUCCACUUCCAAGGAUUCAAAGGAGAAGGAAACACAGUGAGGACACCCACCACCAUCAUGGGGAAGCCACUGUCAUCUCAGAUCUAAGCUACUGUAGUAGCUCCCCCAAACACCACUGUCAUCAUCUGCUCCUGUUCCCUUCAAUCUCAAUCUCUCUCCACUGAGUGAUUGGAAUGUUUUUUUAAAACACAAAUCUAUUGCUUUCACCUUCUCAGAGCUGUAGGGUAGUGGUUCUCAAAAAUUUUGGUCUCAGGACCUCUUAAAAAUUGUCAGGGACUCUAGAGAACUUUUGCUUAUGUGGGUUAUGAACUGUACAUAUUUAUUAUACUCUUACUUAAAACUGAGAAAAAUUUAAACGACAAGCAUACACAAAACAUAGAUCCCAUUAGCUGUGAUGACAAUGUCAAUACACUUCAUGAAGCUUCUGGAAAACGCCACUAUACAUUUUUUAGAGAAUGAGCAUGAAAAAGUCAAACAUGUUAGUACUGUUAUGAAAAUAGUCUGAACUUUGCAUACCCCCUGAAAUAGUCUCAGGUCCUCUGGGACAGAGACCACAAUUGGAGAACCAGUGCUGCAGAGGCCUAAUCCAUUCUCCCUCGCUCCAGCCACUGCUUCUCUCUCCAACCUCGCCUGGUGCCCUCCAACCCUCUUGUCAAUGCUCAGCGCGGCUACUCCUUUCCUCCGCGGGUACCAGAGCCAGAGCUCUGUUACCUCUGCCUAAUCCACCCACGGCCUUCCUGGGCUCCAGACCAGGUCAGCCCCGCCAUUCCCCCCCUCAGACCGCCGCGAGUCCAUCUCGCGCGGUUCACCACUGUUGUAUUUACGUGAUUGUGCGAGUAGUUAAACGCGUCUCCUCUCCGCACCGUCUGCCCACUGCCGUAGCCCCUGCGCCGGCACAGGACCGGGCGCCCACUGGAGGGCGCUCAAGAUAAGAAAUAAGAGUAUUCUUCCUAAGUAUUUAGAAACCGGUGUUGGACCAAAUACCUGUUGGAAGGAUGCGGCUGCUCGGCUUAGGGACCGCCGAGGGACAGAACGGUCAGCCAGACCCAUGCGGGGAGCGGAUCUAAUCGUGUGGGAAUAAAGUGUUUCAGUGCUUCCA
Molecule: messenger RNA, 1731 nt
Organism: Manis javanica (Malayan pangolin)
Lineage: Eukaryota; Metazoa; Chordata; Mammalia; Pholidota; Manidae
Source: RefSeq, a predicted model, not a curated record